Messenger RNA from Prorocentrum cordatum, 1080 nucleotides. The record is from the annotation of a GenBank genome assembly. NCBI's taxonomy places the organism in Eukaryota, Dinophyceae, Prorocentrales, Prorocentraceae.
AUGACCACCAUGAAGGAGGUGAUCGAAGACCCCGCACUCUUCGUGGCCGUGGAGGACUCGCAGACGGCGGCGCCCGUGCCCGUGGACCUGUCCGGCAAACCGCUGAGGCAGAAGUACUUCUACUGCACCAAUUGCAGAGUCGGCGGGCACGGCCAGCGCUACUGCGAGUACUUCCUGGAACGGCCCGAUUGGCGGGUGUACCCGAGCCAGACGUGGUUCGAAGACGACCAGAAGGGGAUCGAGUACCACUGCCCGCUAGGGAAGAAGCUCGUGGACUUCGCAGACGAGUCGCACUUUAGUCGGAUUGCCAUGUACCUGAGGGGGCGGGUGUGGCUUGAGGGGAAGACGAACGUGCUCCAAAUCUGCGACGAGUCCGUGAUGCCAAAGACCUAUAUCAUAGAGCGGGGGCAGUGGAGCGGCGAUCCGCCGCCUCACGAUGACCAAGUGGCAGAUCUGCCAUGGUUUGUGAAGGAGUCCGACAGGAACUGGGGUACCUCCGUGCACCUGUGUGGCAAACCGUCGGAGUGCCUGAGACUGGCGAAGCCAGAUGCCACGUACGUUGUCCAGCAGCACGUGGCGGAUCCUUUGCUGUUGGACGACGGCCGGAAGUGCCACAUAAAGUUUUACGUCUUGCUGACGUCCAUGGAGGAUGGCGUGACGUGGCGUGUCUAUACGUACAGGGAGGGCUACCUGUCCAUCUCUCCCAAUGUAUGGUCGCCUGGAGACUUAUCAAAGGCCUGGCCCGACGCGUACCCGAAAUGCAAGGCAGCCGUUGCCCGUAUCAUUAGGAAGGCGGUCACGGAUGGGAAGCUGGAAGGCAGGCUUGGGAAAAAGCAGUUCGAGAUUUUUAGUGCCGAUUUCAUGAUGGACAUCCACGGCAAAGCCUGGUUCUUCGAGUUCAACAUGAGUCCUGUGCUGAAGGAUCCGAAGGACGAGCCCAGGAUGAAUGACGCAGAGAUGAUCCGGGCGGCAUUGCAUGUGGUCCCGACACCGAGCCAGCGCAUCCGCGCGGUUUUAGUCCUAGGAGAUGAGAGCUCGCUUGGUAGGAGCAGCAUGGCGAGCCGGACGGAGUCUCGAUAG